Molecule: messenger RNA, 427 nt
Organism: Capsicum annuum
Lineage: Eukaryota; Viridiplantae; Streptophyta; Magnoliopsida; Solanales; Solanaceae
Product: phosphatidylinositol 4-phosphate 5-kinase 6-like
Exons: 3
Coding region: 6-320 (104 amino acids)
Biological process (GO): phosphatidylinositol metabolic process
Molecular function (GO): phosphatidylinositol kinase activity
Source: RefSeq, a predicted model, not a curated record
UCAUAAUGGGGAAAUUGUUCUGUACUGAGUAUGCCAUUCACAGGAAUUUUGACUUGAAAGGUUCUUCUCAUGGUCGUCUCACUGAGAAAGAUAAAUCCCAAUUUGACUCCACUACUACCCUCAAGUACCUAGAUCUCAAUUUUAUAGUUAGACUGCAGAAAGUUUGGUUCCAAGAGUUCUGCAGAUGGCUAGGAUGGAUGCUACCACUACACGAAACAAGGGCCCUAAGAUCAAGCCUAGGUUUUUUGUCACUAUUCAUGGAUGACCAAAAGGUCAUAGACAACCUAAAGAUAUGUCACUGCCUAAGAUUUGAGUACUAGUUGCUGCCGCCGAUUUGACGCUCGUGCAUGGUUGAUUUCGGAGUUUGGGUGAGCUCUGGGAGGUUGAGUUACCCUUGUUCUUUCUGUUUAUCUAUGUGCAGUUUUUC